AUGUCCUGGAAUCAUCUGAAAGGGCACGACGAGGACCACGCGACAAACUCUGGAAUCAGAAUCAACGGCAGAAAUCUAACGCAUCUAAGAUUUGCAGAUGAUAUUGUCCUAGCGGCAAAUCAUCCAAAUACUGCCAGCGAGAUGAUCCAGGAACUAGUGGAAAGGUGUGCAAAAGUAGGUCUCCAAAUCAAUACUAACAAAACCAAAGUGUUGCGAAACACAUUUGCCACCGACCAUCCGGUCUGCAUCAAAAGUGGAGCAACCACCACCACCGCCAUCGACGAUGUCAACGAGUACAUCUACUUAGGUAGACUACUCAACACACGCAACGAGUUGGAGCCGGAGCUCCAUAGAAGACGACGAGCAGCGUGGGCGGCAUUUAACGGAAUCAAGAACACCACGGUUGCCCUCACCUGCCCCAAAAUCCGUGCCAGACUCUUCGACUCGAUCGUCCUCCCGGCGCUCGCCUAUGGCUCAGAAACCUGGACCUUUACGAAAGCCCUGGCUGAAAGAGUGCGAGUAACCCACGCGUCAUUGGAAAGGAGACUCGUCGGACUGUCGCUCUCCCAGCAAAGAGAGAGAAAUCUCCAUCGAGAAGACAUCCGACGCCUAUCCGGCGUCCGCGACCCUCUACUCCACAUCAAAAAGAGGAAGUUAGGCUGGGCCGGACACGUGGCACGAAGGACAGACAACCGGUGGACCACUCUGACGCAAGAAUGGAUCCCAAGAGACACAAAGCGACCGGUCGGCAGACCGCCGAUGAGAUGGAUCGACGCCCUCAACAAAGAAGUCACCAUCCGACAAGGAAACCGAGUGGUACCAUGGAGCACCAUUGGCAAAGAUCGGAAGGCGUGGUGUGCUGUGAUCUGCGCCCACACAACGUGA
This is a messenger RNA of Caenorhabditis sp. 36 PRJEB53466, 885 nucleotides long. The record is from the annotation of a GenBank genome assembly. NCBI's taxonomy places the organism in Eukaryota, Metazoa, Nematoda, Chromadorea, Rhabditida, Rhabditidae.